GAGCAAGCUGAGGGAGUUGAUAAUGGACAGGGAAGCCUGGCAUGCUGUAGUCCAUGGGAUCGCAAAGAGACGGACACAACUGAGCAACUGAACUGAACUGAAGGCAACUGUGCCAUAUCAGAGGCUGGAGGCUGAUAUGAUAGGCUGCUUUGAUGUGGGGGAGAGGGAAAAGGAAGAAUCAAAGAAGAUCCUGAGGUUUGGAGCCAGGUGAGUGGGAGAAUAACAUGCAGAGAUAGAGUCCAGAGGGGCAAGUGGCUGGAAGAGAAGACACACCAGCUUCAGUGGGUGUGGUGUCUGGGUGGAGUUGGUCCAGAGGCUGUGAGAGCUACAGGAUUGACGGGAGAGAGGUGAGGACUGGACCCAUAGCGGGAGGUUUAGGGGCCUGGUUGAAAGCCACGGACACAGAAUGUGGAAUAAGCAGGGAAGGGCCGUGAGGACGGGAAGGGUCCUCACUUGGAGGCCAGAAGAGGAGGUGGGCUGGAGCUCGGGGUAGCGAGACAGGAAGACAGCACAGGGGCGCUGAGUGUUCAGCAGCCGAGGCUGGAGUUAAGCGCCCAGCGCUCGGGACUGUAUCCCAGUGUGACUGUGAGGGAGGUAAUUCCACGCCAUGAUGUGGUCAAAGCCUCAGUCUGUUCAUUUCCUCUCUACCAGGGGGAGCACAACCGCUUAUUAUUCUUCUCAGAGGAAAAGAUGAGACCAGACGUGCUAAUUGAAUAAGCAGUUUAUUGUAUUAGGGAUGUAAUCAAAUCGAAGAGAACAUUUGGCUAGUUAGUUCUCCAGGGAAACAACUAUAUAUUAAUAGAACAGACAAAGAUAAGCAACCAAAGAAAAAUAAGGUAAAUUGAACCUCAUCAAAAUGAAAAACUUGCACAUCAAAGGAUAUUAUCAUGAAAGUGAAAAGAUAGCCCCUAGGAUGGAAGAAAUUUUCAAAUUUUAUAUCUGAUAAAGGACUUGUAUUUAGCAAUUAUAAAGAACUCUUAACUCAGUAAUAAAAGACAACCCAAUUAAAAGUGGACAAAGGAUGUGAAUAAUGUUUCUCUAAAGAAGGUAUAGAAAUGACGGAUAAACACAUGAAUAGAUGCUCAACAUUGUUAGUCUUUGGGAAAUGCAAAUCUAAACCACAAUGAGGUGUAAUUUCAUACCUACCAGGAUGACUACAAUCAAAAAGACGAUGAUAAGCAAGUUUUGGUGAGGAUGUAGAGAAAUUAGAAACCCCAGACGUUGCUGAUGGGAAUGUAUUAAUAAAAUGGUGCAGCUACUGUGGAAAAUAGCCUGGCAGUUCCUCAAAAGGUUAAAUAUAGAGUUACCAUAUGACCCAGUGGUUCCACUCUUAGUUAUAUAUCCAAGGGAAAUGAAAACUGUAUGUCCACACAGAAACUUGUAAAGAAUGUUUAUAGCAGGAUCAUAAUAGACAAAAAGUAGAAACAACAGAAAUGUCCAUCCACUGAUGAAUGGAUAAGUAAAAUGCUGUGUUCACACAAUGGAAUAUUAUUGUGCAAUUAAUAGGAAUGAAGAACUGAUACAUGCUACAACAUGGAUGAAUCUUCAAAACAUUCUGUCAAGUGAAAGAAGUCAGACACAAAAGGUCACAUAUAGUAUGAUUCUGUUUAUGAGACUUGCCUGGAACAGCCCUGGACAGCGAGUCGGCCUCCAGCAGCAUCCGUUUCAGCAAGGCCUGCCUGAAGAACGUCUUCUCAGUCCUGCUCAUCUUCAUCUACCUGCUGCUCAUGGCCGUGGCUGUCUUCCUGGUCUACCAGACCAUCAUGGACUUCCGCGAGAAGCUCAAGCACCCUGUCAUGUCAGUGUCUUACAAGGAGGUGGAUCGCUACGAUGCCCCAGGCAUCGCUCUGUAUCCCGGUCAGGCCCAGCUGCUCAGCUGUAAGCAUUAUUACGAGGUCAUCCCGCCUCUGAGGAGCCCCGGGCAGCCUGGAGAUGUGAACUGCACCACUCAGAGGAUCAACUACACGGACCCCUUCUCCAAUCAGACCCUGAAAUCCGCCCUGAUUGUGCAGGGGCCGCGGGAGGUGCAGAAGCGGGAGCUGGUCUUCCUCCAGUUCCGCCUGAACCAGAGCAGCGAGGACUUCAGCGCCAUUGAUUACCUGCUCUUCUCGUCCUUCCAGGAGUUCCUGCAGAGCCCAGACAGGGCCGGCUUCAUGCAGGCCUGCGAGAGCGCCUAUUCCAGCUGGAAGUUCUCGGGGGGCUUCCGGACCUGGGUCAAGAUGUCCCUGGUGGAGACCAAGGAGGACAGGCGGGAGGCGGUGGAGUUCCGGCAGGAGACCAGUGUGGUUAACUACAUUGACCAGAGACCCGCAGCCGAGAAGAGCGCUCAGUUGUUCUUCGUGGUCUUUGAAUGGAAAGAUCCUUUCAUCCAGAAAGUCCAGGACAUAAUCACCGCCAAUCCUUGGAACACAAUUGCUCUUCUCUGUGGAGCCUUCUUGGCAUUAUUUAAAGCUGCAGAAUUUGCCAAACUGAGUGUGAAAUGGAUGAUCAAAAUUCGGAGACGAUACCUUAAGAGAAGAGGUCAGGCAACAAACCACAUAAGCUGAGGUUGUCGGUGUUGUUCCUAGAAACUGCCCGAGUUGAUGGAAGUUCUCAUCACUUCCACUUUGGUAAACCAGGCUGCCAGCAAUCCAGUCCUCACUUGAAGAAAACAGGCUUUGCCGGGGGCCUAGCCUGUCACACUGCAGCUUCUAACCCGGCCCCCCAACGAGACUAUCUUAGAGCCCAGUGGAACAGAUCCAGUGGAUGACAUAAACGUUAUUUAAGUAUUUAAAUUAUUGGUGAACAUUUUUUGACAUAUGACAUGAAUAUGUCAAAUGGAAGAUGGACUCAGAUAGAAUCCAGUGUUCUCAAGGUUUGUGGAAGCUGUCUUCCUUCUUCCUUGGUUUGGUGUAUAGUUAAGGUCCGACAGGAUGAUUAAGGUUCUGACCGCAGGUCUUCUCCUUGAGAUUUUUUUAAAAUGAAGGGUGUGUGACUUUCUUCUCUCCGCACUGGUGACUUUCCGGCGGUGGAGGUCACAGUGUGGAACCAGUGUGCUAUUUGCGAGAAGCAGAAAACCCCUCAUAUCUCUGGUGCCAUGUGCAAGUCUCUGACAUACUCUCAUGUGUUAAAUAUUAAAUGAGACUUUUUUAAAACUA
Molecule: messenger RNA, 3137 nt
Organism: Cervus elaphus (red deer)
Lineage: Eukaryota; Metazoa; Chordata; Mammalia; Artiodactyla; Cervidae
Gene: PACC1
Product: proton activated chloride channel 1
Exons: 7
Coding region: 1728-2546 (272 amino acids)
Cellular component (GO): cell surface
Source: RefSeq, a predicted model, not a curated record